Molecule: messenger RNA, 806 nt
Organism: Prorocentrum cordatum
Lineage: Eukaryota; Dinophyceae; Prorocentrales; Prorocentraceae
Source: the annotation of a GenBank genome assembly
CUGCGACGGGCUCCUCGCCGCGGGGCGCCCUUCCCGCGCGCCAUGGGCAACAGCCUCGACGGCUGCGAGGCCUGCGUCGACCAGGUCUUCGAGGACGCAGAAAGCUGCGACGAAGACGGACGCGAAUGUCUCAAGUUGGGUUUCCGCAUGGUGGUCUUCGAGCACUCGGACAACUUCGGUGCGCGAGAGCUCACGUUCAGAAGAGAAGAUUCGUCCACCAAGUUCUGUCGCUUCUCUCAGAAGCCAUUGGGCCUCACAUUCAACAAGGACAAGGUGCCCAUCACGAUCACUGCCGUCGCUCCUUGGAGCAUCGCGGAGAGAAGAGGCGUCAAAGUCGGGAUGGUCCUCGAGGUCAUAGGCGAGACCGACGUGGCAGACAUGGACUACGACGAGUGUUUUCGGCUGCUCGUGGAGGGCAUGAAGCCGUUGCCAGGGCCGCCACAUGAGUCGGAGCAGGCUUCUUGACCGCGACGCCGCGUUAUCACCGGGCACGUUGGCAUCGUGCGCGUUUUAAGUGUGUGCAGCUUAGUCGAGAAGAAUUUUCUCGAUUCGCCUCACGCUCCCCGUUUGCUGGUUCCUUAUCCUCCGCAUCCUCCGCCCUUGCGCAUUCGGUGCAUCACCCAGUGAGCCAUUGCCGACUGCCCAGUAUGCUUGGUUAUUCGAACCAGCACGUUACAGUAGAGUCGCUGAUUGUGAGCACGGACCACAGCUGCGAUCGGCCAGCCCAGCUGGUACAAAAAUGCUACUGCGUCUCUGCUUCCUUUCAUUGCGAGGCGCAACAUCAGACCCUCUAUGGUGAGGAGGCC